CAUGCCGAGCGCCGCGUUCGUUCGUCAAUCCUCUCCGCGUACGAUUUCCAGCAGACAUUCCACAACAACAAAACCACCACCASAGUUUUGUAAUUUCACCGGUUGCAGUGCUGCGUGCGCCGCUGGCCACUGCAUUUAUCAGUUUUCAGUGUUUGCACUUCAGUUUUUGUAUCGCGACUCGAGAGGCAAGGUGCUUGUCGUUCACGCUCGUUUCGUCUCCCGACUCUUCUACACUCGUCACCAGAGAUAUGUUUGUCUGGAAUUAAUGAAAGAAGAGGACCAAGACCAGUACAUUCCCCAAUAACUUCUACAUAAUUACUGUGACCACCAUUUACAGUUGUAAACAUAUAACAGCUACCUCGUCAAAUGCCACCUAAAGCUCCUGGUGCCUCUCAAAAGAGGGCCCCAAAGCCAAAUGGACCAAGACCUAUGGUUUCUGGUGAAAGCUCUAUAGUUCCUAAUCAGGUCCCAAUAGCAGCAGUACAACAAGGACUUAAGACUUUAAAUACAGGUGGGGAUGUACCAGCAUUACCAGUAGGCCGUGGAGCUAUAAGAGGUCGAAGACAAAUUGAGCUUGAACAUUUUAGGACUCCAAGACCUGAAUCUUCAUUGGGCAAAGUGGGAAAACAAGGAACUUCAGGGCAACCUGUGAAAUUGUUGGCAAAUUAUUUUCCGAUAACCUCAUAUGCAAAUUGGUGUUUAUACCAAUAUAGAGUUGAUUUUGAUCUAGAAGAAGAUAGAAUUAGUACUAAAAGAGGAUUAUUAGCUCAGCACAAAGAACGAUUGGGAGGAUAUUUAUUUGAUGGAACAAUGUUGUUUUCUGGAAGCCGAUAUGAUCCACCAACUUUUGAACUUACAUCCAAACGACGCUCAGAUGAUCAAAUUAUAAUAAUCAAAGUAAAAUUCAUAAAUGUAAUAGAGACUGGUGAUUAUGCCAACAUUCAAGUUUUUAACUUACUCUUGCGCAACUGUCUUCGUCAUCUUAAACUAACAUUGAUUGGAAGAAACUUUUAUGAUCCAGAUGCUAAAAUUGAUAUGGCUCAACAUAAGCUUCAACUUUGGCCAGGUUACGAAACAACAAUUGGCAGGUAUGAAGACAACAUAUUAUUAAGUGCCGAUAUAUCUACCAAAGUAAUGCGUCAAGAGACAGUAUUGGACUUUUUAAAUCAGUGUGCUAAUGAAAGAAAUCGUAACCAAGAUUGGAUGAUCAACUUUAAAAUGGGAAUUGUUGGUACUACAGUAAUGACAAAAUACAACAACGAAAMAUACAGAAUUGAUGACAUAGAUGAAAAUUCAGACCCUACUUCUAAAUUCCGGAAAAAAGAUGGUUCUGAACUAUCCUACAUGCAAUAUUACAAAGAAAAAUGGAACAUAACCAUUCGUACGGCUAAGCAACCAAUGUUGAUUUCAAAAAAUAAAAGAUCCAUACGAACAUUUGGUGAAGAAGAUACGUUGGUGUAUCUUGUUCCAGAGUUGUGUAUUAUGACUGGUAUAACUGAUGCCAUGAGAAAUAAUUUUACACUUAUGAAAGAUAUGGCAAUACAUACCCGCGUUAAUCCCAAAGAACGUAUGAACCGACUAACAAAUUUUGCAAAUCGUCUUCUCAAAACACCAGAUUCUGUGAGUGAAUUGAAAAGAUGGAACCUGACUUUGAGUAAUAAGCUUGUUGAACUAACUGCUCGUACUUUACAACCUGAACCAAUCCAAAGUCGUUCUAAAGGAUAUAACGGCGGAGAAGAAGCAGACUGGACAAAACAUUUACGCUCUUUACCAAUGUUCACCUCUGCGAUGGUGAAACAUUGGGUUAUUUUAACUCCUAAGGACUGUUAUCGAGAAGUUGACUUAUUUGCACAGACUCUGGCAAAGGCUGCUCAAGGGAUGACUUUUACAUUACCUAAGCCUGCGAUAGUACCAAUGAACGAUGGAAGAUCAAAUACAUUUUUAAUUCAUUUGGAACAAGUUAUUAAUGAAUCUAAUCCGGCAUUGAUUUUAUGUGUUAUUCCAUCGGCACGUGGUGAUGUUUAUAGUUUGAUUAAACGGAAAUUAUGUAUUGAUAGAGCUGUACCAUCCCAAGUAGUAUUGUUGAAAAAUGUGCAAAAAAACAACUUGUCUGUAUGUACAAAAAUCGCCAUUCAAAUAAACUGCAAACUUGGAGGUGCUCCUUGGCUAGUUACCAUUCCUAAAAAAGGGAUGAUGAUAGUUGGUUUUGAUGUGUGCCAUGAUAGUCAACGGAAAAAUAUAUCAUUCGGAGCGUUAGUAUCAACCAUGGACGACACUCAUACAAGUUACUUCAGUUGUGUAGAGCCUCAUGAAAGUGGAGAGGAACUUUCUGUUCAUUUCGCUACUGGCAUAACUAAGGCCUUGGCCAAGUAUAGAUCUAAAAAUGGGGUAUUACCUUCUUCCAUUAUCGUAUACAGAGAUGGUGUUGGAGAAGGUCAAUUAUCACAUGUCCAUAAAACGGAAGUUAGACUUUUUAAGACUGCUUGUGAACAAGUUUAUGGACCAAAGUCUGUCCCAUUUGCAUUUGUUAUAGUCACCAAACGUAUAAGUGCAAGAUUUUUUGCACCUACUAAGAAUGGCCCUGAAAAUCCUCGACCUGGUACAAUAAUUGAUACUGUGGUUACAGACCCAACCAAGUACGAUUUCUUUUUAGUUUCACAACAUGUAAGGCAGGGUACUGUAACUCCUACACAUUAUCAAGUAAUUGAAGACACACUUAGAUUUCCUCCUGAUAUUAUGCAAAGACUUACAUUCAAGUUGACCCAUAUGUACUACAAUUGGUCGGGUACUGUGCGGGUUCCUGCUCCGUGUCAGUUAGCACACAAGUUGGCAUUCCUCACUGGUCAGACCCUCAGACGUUCUCCCCACAUUGGAUUAGAUGAGUUGUUAUACUAUUUAUAACUAAAUCAUUUUGAUAUGUCAUUCAUAUUUCAAUAAUUACUACUCUUAUCAACUUUUUUAUAUGAAGCCAUAUUUAAAUACUUUUAUUUUAUUGAUCUUUUAAUAGUGUGUAUUGAUAUAAUUCCAUUUUUAUGUUAAUAACUGUUUUGAGGUGUCGCCUAAUAAUUAUUAACUCUAACAUCUUAUAAUUUAAUUU
Molecule: messenger RNA, 3097 nt
Organism: Diuraphis noxia (Russian wheat aphid)
Lineage: Eukaryota; Metazoa; Arthropoda; Insecta; Hemiptera; Aphididae
Product: piwi-like protein Siwi
Molecular function (GO): protein binding; RNA binding
Source: RefSeq, a predicted model, not a curated record